GCAUACAUACAGGAAAAGAUGUCUUCAGACGGGUUAAAUAAAUUAGAGCAUCACUUGUCAAGUGCAUCGAGUUAAAGAGAGACUAUAUUGAAGAAUAAAUCGCUAUUUUGCUAAAAUUUUUAUAAUGGAGUCUAUGUUCUUAUCGGGCUCUCUCGUAUGUAUAACGCUUUUCGACACUACAGCGCAAACGCGCAUGCUUGAAAGUAGUAACGAAAUAUUGGCCUUAUAUGCUUAUUUUCAUAUUUUAAAUGCACGUAUUGCAAUACAUGCUUAUAUAAAUAUGCACACAUUUGACCGGUCGUACUAUGUUUCGUUGGUCAUGAAAUAGUUUUGAGAGUUCAGCAAGGAAACAAAAUAGUUACUGUGCUGUGUAUUACUAGUAUUAAGUCAAAAGAAUAUUAUUAAUUACUUAAAUUAUGUACAUAUAUUGUUAUCCUUACUCGUUAUUUUUCAUAUAAUAAAACCUCUCAAUUUGUAUGCAUCGAAUGUGAGUUUAUAAGCUGUAAAUAAACUUUUACAAUUUUUUUAAUUACAAUGGAGAAAUUGAAUGAAUACGAGGGUUUUUCUGGUCGGCUACAUCACUGGCGUGAAUCUUUUAAAGAACUAAUUUUAACACAAAGGGAAAGGGAUUCGACAAGCAUUUUUGAAGUUUUUAAGAACGCUGUGAGUAAAAAUUUAAGUGGAAAUAUUAGUGCUACUCAAGACUUUUCACACAUAUACAGACAUAAAACUCGCAUGGAGUUCGUAAGGAUUUCUGCAGCUGUUAUGGGCAUUGAGUUCUCGUAUGCCGCUGAAACUGCCUUCGUUUCACCAACUUUGCUAAAAAUUGGCUCGAUGAGCGAUCGCUGUAAUCUAAAUAUGGGGCGAAGAAGACCUUUUAUAAUUUUGCUGUCAAUAGGAGUUAUUUUUGGACUUCUUUUAAUACCUAAUGGGGAACAAUUGGGAUACUGGUUUGGUGAUGAUUACCAAGAAUUGCACUCUUCAAUAAUUGAAGUAACAAAUACAAGUUUAAAUAUGGUAUCACAUCGUGUGACUGCUUCACAAAAUGAAAAACAUUCCAUACCACAGAAUAAACAUCCUUGGGGAAUCUUUUUCACUGUUUUGGGUACAGUCUUAUUAGACUUCGACGCGGAUGCGUGCCAAAGCCCAGCUAGAGCAUAUUUGUUGGACAUAUGCCUUCCAGAGGAUCAUGUGAAAGGACUUUCUACAUUUACAAUAAUGGCGGGUUUAGGCGGAUUUAUGGGGUACUCAAUGGGAGCCGUCGACUGGGAUACAACAAUAAUUGGUCAAAAAUUAGGUGGCCAUAUAAAAACAGUAUUCACAUUAGUUACUUUCAUAUUCAUUUUUUGCGUAACACUAACAAUUACAAGCUUUAAAGAAAUUCCAUUAUGGGUUAUAGCGGAUUAUACAAAUGACAGACAUCAAAGAGUAGACACCUCUAAUGAUGACAUGGAAGCAUAUAGUGCCGUAAAUCAAUUAACAUGUAACGAUGAGAAGGUAAGUGUAGUUGAAAAAGUGAUGCCUUCAGGUAAACAUUCAAUUCAUCUGCAGGCGUUCCACGCGGAAUUACUGUGA
Molecule: messenger RNA, 1575 nt
Organism: Bactrocera latifrons
Lineage: Eukaryota; Metazoa; Arthropoda; Insecta; Diptera; Tephritidae
Product: proton-associated sugar transporter A-like
Exons: 7
Coding region: 535-1575 (346 amino acids)
Cellular component (GO): membrane
Molecular function (GO): sucrose:proton symporter activity
Source: RefSeq, a predicted model, not a curated record